GAAAACAGUCAUCGAUUACCCUAUGCUACUUUAUGCCUAUGGUUAUGUCAAAGAGUAAAAAACUGAAAAAGAUUAUGUGAAAUAGCAAAUUAAGGAAAUUAGGAUUAUUGUUUUUCAUAAUUUUAUUUUUGUAUAACUUGUUGACAUGAUUUAAAAGUAAUAUCAAGGUAUUAUGAGAACAUUCCAUUAAGUAUUAUAGUGACGUAAGAUAUAAAAAAAAAAAGAUAAAAGAUCAUUUUGAUUGGCAAAAUGAUGCAAUUCAUGUUGUUAUUCAGCCGACAAGGCAAGCUCAGGCUUCAAAAGUGGUAUGUAGCACAUCCUGACAAGCUAAAGAAAAAGAUUACUAGGGAGCUAAUAACAACGGUAUUAGCUCGCAAGCCUAAAAUGUGCUCUUUCUUGGAAUGGAAAGAUGUUAAAGUCGUCUAUAAGAGAUAUGCAUCAUUGUAUUUCUGCUGUGCCAUGGAACAGGAAGACAAUGAACUUUUAACUCUGGAACUGAUCCAUAGAUAUGUGGAGCUGCUUGACAAAUACUUUGGCAGUGUUUGUGAAUUGGACAUCAUAUUCAACUUUGAAAAAGCCUAUUUCAUCCUUGAUGAGCUAGUGCUGGGUGGUGAGCUUCAAGAGACCAGCAAGAAGAAUGUGCUUAAAGCCAUCGCCGCCCAGGAUCUUCUGCAAGAGGAGGAGACACCGCAAGGCUUCUUCGAGGACCAUGGACUCGGAUAAACUGCACAGAUCCGUUUGGAAGAAACAGCAGAGGCGAAUAUUUGUACAUUGCUUAGAGGUAAAGAAUACAUACCUACAGUUUACAAAAAAAAGCAACAAUAUUUUUACAUAACCUCGUCUACGUUUUAUAUGUUGCACAAAAUAUAAAGAUUUGUUGUUCGUACUAAACUUGUAAUUAAUUAGUGAGUUUUUACUGUGUUUUUAUUAUAUAAAUGGACAUAAUUAUCUAAAAAAGUAUGUAUUCUUUCUGUUUAAGCAUUAUUUUAUAUUUUGCAUUUUCAGUAGUCGCUAUGAAAUGUUUUUUAAGCUUUGCAUUUAAAUGUAAUCAAUUGUAUUCCGUAAAUUCGAUUAUACUUCUAGUAGAAAGUUAUGCUUAUGUUCGUCUGUCCAAAAAUUAUUACCUAUGUUAUUUUUUUUCUUUGGUGAAAAUUUGUCUUAUGCAUAAUUUUUGCUUGUUAAAAAUUUCAAGCGAUUUAAGUUAUUGUAAUUAAUGGAUUUAAUGUUAUUAAAGUUUUACAUUUUUUAUCUGUACUUAUACAAGUAGUCUGACUGAAUUAAUUAAGUAAUAUUCUCAUAAAUUUUGCUUUGAACAAUAGACUAAGGUUGAAUGCGUAACAGUUGCAUUUCUUAUCAGCUAACUAAUUAACAAUCGAUAAUUUAAAUAUUCGAUCACGAUUGAAGCGAAUGAGAUGCAAAAUAUACGUUGUCUCAUUCGUUCGUCAACGUCAUAUAUUACAUGCCAAUCGCGUGACAUUAAUUAGUAAUUAUUAUUGUUAAUCUAUCUUCGAUGUGAAAUUAGAUGACUGAUUGCUUUAUCAUACCUUGGCAGCUAGAAUAUAUUUAUAGAACUACAACCAGACUUGGGAAAAAUGUAGUCAGGUUAAUGAUUACAAUUACAACAUGUAAUCAUCAAUCACGACUACAGUAUAACGAAAGUAAUCAAAAAUGCAAAGCGAGUAAGUCCAGUAAGUGCAUCCCAACGCGCCCUCUUCAGAACAAAAUUAAUCAUUAAUCGAAACCGGUUCUCUGUGAAAAAAAAUUAGUAGCGUGUAUCUUACUACACGUUAUAGCUUUUUGAGUUACUCUUACAUAACUUAAAAGGAGUUUCACUUCAAAAAAUUGUUACAAUUACUUUUAUAAUACUAAAAAAAGAGAUGAAUUGAAUGUAUUUGUAUUAUCUGUUUAAAAUUUAUUAUUUCUGUAAGAUGGGCCCUUGUUAGUAGAGCAGUUUGCUACGCCAAUGAAUAAAUGCUCUAGGCGUAUUUAAGUUUUUAUUUAAAAAUUCUGGACAAGGAGAUUCAAUCCAUAAGCUUCUUUCUCUAUUUGAUACUUAACAAAGAUAUCCGUACUUUGUUAUAAUUUAGAAUAAUUCUGGUAAAACUUCUAUAUUCAUAACUUCAAUUCAUAUCUCCGUUUAAAGUUUAGCAGAUGAACUUUCUGGCCUAAACUAUUGAUUCCUAGAUUAUAUUUGCAUAAAUUAAUUUUAACUAUUUUU
Molecule: messenger RNA, 2218 nt
Organism: Nymphalis io (European peacock)
Lineage: Eukaryota; Metazoa; Arthropoda; Insecta; Lepidoptera; Nymphalidae
Gene: AP-1sigma
Product: AP-1 complex subunit sigma-2
Exons: 5
Coding region: 250-723 (157 amino acids)
Biological process (GO): vesicle-mediated transport; intracellular protein transport
Cellular component (GO): intracellular membrane-bounded organelle; membrane coat; AP-1 adaptor complex
Molecular function (GO): clathrin-cargo adaptor activity
Source: RefSeq, a predicted model, not a curated record